CUUCACUUCCGGAAAUGGAAAAAUCUAAAAAUCUCCUCGAAUUGCCCGAUGGAAUAUUGGAAAAUGUCUUGUCCUACCUAUCGUACGAUAACAUAAGCCAAUGCAGGAUUAUCUGCAAAAAGUUCAAUGCAGUCUGUAAACAGCAACUCAAUCAUGGGUUUGCCAGGGUGGACAAGUUCCAUGCCCAGUGCCAGAAAGACAUCAAAGUAAAGCUACCACGACGUGAGUCUGAGAGAAGAAGUCAUCCACUGUCUCGUCAUGUGGAUAUUCUUGCAGCAAUUGAGACUAGAUUGUCCCUGCUUACAAUGACCUUCUGUAAAUACAUCGACUCAAAUCUUUGCUGUUUUAUUCCAGGCAAGGUUCUUGAUGAAAUAUUCCGCGUGCUAAGAAUGGUCCGCAAAGAGGAUAAUCCCCCCCGGGCACAUGAGCUUCUCCAGGAGCUCCGAGAUAUAUCCUCUAUGGCCAUGGAAUUCUUCGAUGAUAAGAUUGCCCCGGGUCUCAAGCAGCAUCUGUCAACCUACCCCCUGCAUAAUCGUGUUCCUGUGCCUUCAUUUGGGAGCUACAUCAACAGCACUCCUAUAAUGGGCCAGCCCAGUACAUCUGGAGGUAACCAUAGUAACCAGGGAGCAUGUAGUAUGCCAACUCCUAAUAUGAGACAACCAUCGCUCCGUUAUGAACUGAACAUAGCUCAGAAACAGAUAAGAAAUGUAAAUGUUGCCUUUCUCUCAUUCAAAAAGGAGCUCCAAGAUUGUAAAAAUUUGGGGAAUGAACAAAAGAAAAAGAUUCAAGAUCAAGAAAGGCAGAUUACUACAUUGACUCGACAUAAAACAGACAUGAACAAUAAAUUUACGAAACAGGAGUCAAAGGUAAAUGACCUAACGAAAAAAAUCCAGGAGUAUGAUGGGAAAUUUUCAGAUUUAAUUACGGAGAUUACAAAAUUGAAGGAGUUUCAGGCAAAACAUAUGAUUAAUAUCUCCAUUCAACCAAACAUUGAGCUGGAGUCAAAAUCAUCCAUUGAGGGAAGUAAGGAAAAGCUGACACCUGGAAGAGGAAAUACAAGGAAAAGAAAACAAACUGUUGUCAAAGAGGAGGGAAAAGUACCCAUAACAUCACCGAUUGCUAAACGUACAAGGCAAAGGAAGGUCUAAUUAUGAAAAGAAAAUGCUUAAUUAUAACAAAGAUGAAAUGGUUAAAGUGCCCGUAUUGUGGCUAAUGUAGUAGAAUAUUUAUUUGAUUUAAUUUGAUUAUGAAUAGUUGGAUAAUGUAUAUCUCCAGUUUUGUAAAGCAAUAUUGUUGCCAUUUAACUGCAGUAAUUUGUGACAGAGAUUUGAUGAUAUUGGAGAUGUAAAAAUACAGAAGUAGAAUAAAUGAUUAAGAACAUUGAAAUAUGGAUUUAUAUUUUGCAUAACAUUAUCUUGAGUAUUGUUGCAAGUUGAUUAAGUUUAUGGUGGUGAUAAAGUGGCACCCCAUCAGUAAUUGAGAUGUCUUGGCCAUGUGAUUUAAAUGUCAACACAAUCACAAUAUCUACAUAUUCAUGACAUAUUUGGGGAUUCAGGAAUGAUAAUGU
Owenia fusiformis is the source of this 1567-nucleotide messenger RNA. NCBI's taxonomy places the organism in Eukaryota, Metazoa, Annelida, Polychaeta, Sabellida, Oweniidae. The record is from the annotation of a GenBank genome assembly.